Aaosphaeria arxii CBS 175.79 is the source of this 1846-nucleotide messenger RNA. RefSeq lists its product as uncharacterized. Gene Ontology annotation, molecular function: iron ion transmembrane transporter activity. The transcript has a single exon. Gene Ontology annotation, cellular component: membrane. Lineage: Eukaryota; Fungi; Ascomycota; Dothideomycetes; Pleosporales. Gene Ontology annotation, biological process: iron ion transmembrane transport. The record is from RefSeq and is a predicted model, not a curated record. Bases 137 to 1687 code for a protein of 516 amino acids.
UUGACCACCACCUACGCCGUGCCCCCUCCCCAGGCUGAAACAAAAUGGCACGGUUUUUUACCUCCUUCGCAGGUCGAAAGAGCUCUCACCUCCCUCAAUUUCGUUGACUGGCAAUCUUCAAUCUCCAACAUCCAACAUGCCGCCCCCUCGACGCUCCAUAUCAACGCAACGGCGGAGGUCCUACAGCGGCUCCGCUUCGACGUCAAGUCACGCCUCUCAAUCCAGCAGUUCGCCAUCCACGACAUCUGUUCUCUGGAGGUUGUACCUUUCCCAUGCACUAUCAACAUGGAACGCCAGGACUUUCGAAUUUGGAGCAGUCAUAUUCCUGGCUACAAUCUUUCCUCACACCUUGUUCUACACCUCUCUAUAUGCCCUUUGCCGGUCUGGGGCAGCGACGGUCUUCAGCUCCUACAUAGGAUGGAUAGUGGACCGAACAGACCGACUAGUCGUGGUCCGCCAGAGUAUUAUGUGGCAGAGAUACACGGUGGCAGUAUCGUGCUUGAUACUGCAAGUGCUUUUGUGGAGUAAUGAGGACAGGCUUCUCACCCUCACGUGGUUUGGAAUUGCGAUCGUAUUAGCAUGCUUUGAGAAGCUAGCCUUCGUCGCCAACACAGUCGCCGUGGAGAGAGACUGGCUGAUCGUCAUUGCCGAUAGCCUGGGCGCUGAGCGCGAAGACAUGAACAGCUCCAUGAGGAGAAUUGAUCUGAUCUGCAAGCUGGUAGCUCCACUAUGCAUUUCUUUGGUCGAUAGUUAUUCGACCAAGAUAGCCAUUUGGGUCGUCUUUGGCCAGAACGCCUUGAGCGCUAUCAUUGAAUACUUUGCGAUCGCUCAAGUAUUUGCUGCUGUCCCCGAGCUUGCGCAGGGCCGAUCAAGGCGUGCUCGCUCUGACUCUCACAACGGAGACUUGGCCGCAGACCAACAAACUGAUUCAACCACGCCUCGCAACCCUAUAGUCGCGAACAUUGUUCGUGCUCUCCGCCCUUGGAAAGACUAUUUCUGGAAUCCGGCAUUCCUAGCGUCGUUUUCACUGUCUUUGCUCUAUCUCACAGUACUGAGCUUUGCCUCCCAAAUGACGACGUACCUACUUACUCUAGGAUACACGUCCUUCCAUGUGUCCACUAUGAGAUUGGCAGCCGUUGCACUCGAGCUUACCGCAACCUGUGCUGCCCCUACUCUGAUGCGCAAGAUUGGCGCUGUUCGGUCGGGUCUUUGGUUCGUCAACGAGCAGCUCAUCGCCAUUGCUCUGGCCCUAGUAUGGUUUACCGCCCUGGACUUCCAUACCAGGCUUGCUGGUCUAGCUCUAGCAGCUGGAGUUGCCUUGAGCAGAGUAGGGUUGUGGGGUUUCGAUCUAUCCGUUCAGUAUCUAGUGCAGGAAGAUGCGCCAGAAGCCACUCGGGGAUCCUUUUCUGCCGUCGAAGCUGCGUUGCAGAAUUUCUUCGAGCUUGUAUCCUUUGCAAUCACCAUGAUUUUCCAUCGACCGGAGCAAUUUCAGAUACCCGUGUUCAUCAGCGCAGGCGCAGUUGCUCUAUCUGCGACAUGCUUUGCAAGGUUCGUAAGGCAAAAGAGAGGGCAUUUUCUGCACACUUCGAAGUGUUUUAGAAGAGAGGGAAAGCUUAAAUACCAAGUCUUGCCAACCAUUGAAGAAGAAGGGGAAGAUACACCACUCGACGAAAGGAGUGGUUCAUAACUGCUGAAGUAAAUAUCUUGUAGCAUACGACUCAUACAACUGUAGAUACCCCAUCCAAAACGUUUCAUAGCAAUUCUGACGAUUUCAUUCAUCUAUACAGCGAAAGUCUCGCCAUCCUCGUAAUUGGCUAACUUUCAUUAAUUUGAGGAAAACAUCUAG